AUGGAACAGGGUCACUACAACAACCUGAUGGAGGAAUUGGCCAACGAAGCUCCUGAACUGUUCAAGAAUUACACCAGGACAAGCAAAGCCCUGUUUGAUGAGAUUGUUGAACGCGUUACGCCGCACAUCAAGAAGCAAACAACGUGGUGGAGAGACCCCCUCGAACCUGGCCUGCGUGUUGCCAUCACACUACGGUUCCUAGCAACAGGGGACAGCUACAUGACUCUGCAGUACAGCUUCAGAGUUCCCCACAACACCAUCAGCGGCAUUGUGCCAGAAACCUGCCGUGCAAUUGUCGCCGAGUAUGGAAGUGAAGAGCUCCGAACACCACAGACACAGGCGGAAUGGCUCCAGGUUGCAGCGGGCUUUUGGGACAAGUGGAAGUUUCCCAACUGCAUAGGUGCCAUUGACGGGAAACACAUCCGCAUCAAGAAUCCACCUGGAGGAGGGUCUUACUACUAUAACUACAAGAAGUUCUACUCAAUACUCCUGGUGGGCAUCUGCGACAGCCAAUACAGAUUCCUCUACGUCGACGUGGGUGCCAUAGGGUCCGAGUCAGAUGCAGGGGUGUUCGCCCACACACAGCUGAAAGAGCUGGUUGAGCACUCUAAGGCCCACAUCCCCCCUGCAGGACCUCUACCAGGCGAUACUGAUGGCAAGAAGUGCGACUACUUCUUCGUUGGAGACGAUGCCUUUGCCCUUCGACACUAUAUGAUGAAACCAUACCCACUUCGGUCGCUGACGGUUGAUGAAAGGAUCUACAACUACAGGCUGAGCAGGCUGUAG
Eriocheir sinensis (Chinese mitten crab) is the source of this 786-nucleotide messenger RNA. RefSeq lists its product as uncharacterized. The transcript is spliced from 2 exons. Bases 1 to 786 code for a protein of 261 amino acids. The record is from RefSeq and is a predicted model, not a curated record. NCBI's taxonomy places the organism in Eukaryota, Metazoa, Arthropoda, Malacostraca, Decapoda, Varunidae.